This is a messenger RNA of Vitrella brassicaformis, 726 nucleotides long. NCBI's taxonomy places the organism in Eukaryota, Vitrellaceae. The record is from the annotation of a GenBank genome assembly.
CAUGAAACCGCUGCUGCAAGGAAACUGUGCAGGUUGCGUGCGUUCCCCCACCUGACUUGAAGCCCACAGGUCCAUGCAGGUGCAUCAAUCAAAAGAGAGAGAAGUCUUUCACACAUCUGUCAAUUGCAUGCACUGUCUUUCCCUUCCCUGCAGAUGUCCUACUCUCUCCCGCUCACGCCGCCUCGUCUGACGGCCAUUGCCAGCCACCCCGUCGGCAAUGAGAUCCUCGGCUUCACCAUUAAGGCCAUCAAAGAGAGCGGCCCACUUCGGCUCAUCAACAGACGCGACUUCCACCGACAGCUCGUCAACCGCACCUUCUUCCAGCGGUGGAUUGAUGAGCGGCACCCGGCGGCUCUCCGCGCAUUCAUCGUCUUCGACGUGCGCCGCGAGGCCAACAUCCUGUUCGUGGCGAUGUGCCUCGUGAGGGAUGGCGGCAGGUGGGACAUCUGGCCUGACUAUCUGAGUGUGCUGUCGGCUGCCCGUGAGGUGACACUGCCGAUCCGCAUCACCGAUGCCGACGUGGGAGUCGCUGCGCGACUCAAUGCCCCACCUUGUCUGGCGGCUCAAGAGGACUUGUGGCAAUCGCGACAAUACUCGGCACGAGUGGCUGCAGCCGCGCUUUGGCCCCAACGCGCGGCGCAUCAUCGUCCGUCAGGAUGAGCAGUGGCAGGCGAUUACGCGACGGAGCGGCAUCGGACGGCCACCGCGAUUCGUCACGGAGAGAGC